This is a messenger RNA of Rhea pennata, 4907 nucleotides long. It is a transcript of the gene LOXHD1, whose product is annotated as lipoxygenase homology PLAT domains 1. The record is from RefSeq and is a predicted model, not a curated record. The transcript is spliced from 27 exons. Lineage: Eukaryota; Metazoa; Chordata; Aves; Rheiformes; Rheidae. Gene Ontology annotation, molecular function: protein binding. Bases 135 to 4736 code for a protein of 1533 amino acids.
CCUAGACUUUAAGAGGCCUAAUAGGUCCUAAUUAUUCAAAGAUAACUUCCUUCUAUUUGUAAACCAGAUGGCUUGACAAAAAUGAGGAUGAUGGUCAGAUUGUCCGAGAAUUAGUGCCUGCUGGGGAGUCACCGAUGCUAAAAAAUGUCAGUUAUCACAUCAGCGUGAAGACAGGAGAUAUUCCAGGUGCCAGCUCAGACUCUAAAGUUUUCAUCAAACUCUACGGGGAAAAAGCAGACACAAGCAAACAGCCUCUCUUAGUCUCUGAUAAUGAUCUAGGCAACUAUUUUGAGCGUGGACGAGUGGAUGAAUUUACUCUAGAUAUGAUGGAUAUUGGAAAGAUCAACCGAAUACUGAUUGGUCAUGAUAACGUGGGUCUCCGAUCCGGCUGGUUCCUGGCCAGCGUCCAGAUCACGGUUCCAGUCCAGGGAAAGCAGUACAUGUUCCCCUGCAACCGGUGGCUGGACAAAGAUGAGGCUGACGGCAGGGUGGAAGUGGAGGUCUACCCAAGUGAGAUUGUCCCCAUUGAGAAAUUGAUAAACUACGAGGUGUCUGUAGUUACCGGAGACGUGCGGGCCGCAGGCACCAAUGCCAAAGUCUUCAUGCAGAUUUAUGGUGAGACUGGAAAAACUGAAUUGCUCACCUUGGAAAACAGAUCAAACAACUUUGAACGGGGAGCAACGGAUACCUUCAAGAUAGAGGCUGCAGAUGUUGGCAAGAUCUAUAAGAUUCGGAUAGGCCAUGAUGGAAAAGGCAUUGGGGAUGGCUGGUUUCUGGAAAGUGUCACACUGAAGCGGCUUGCCGUGAAAGAGAAGGAGCCUGAGAAGAAGAAGAAAAAGAAAAAGUCUGAUGAGGAGAAAGAGGAGGAAGCUAAGGCAGAAGAAGUAAUGGAUGUCUACAUGUUUGUGGCACACCGCUGGUUGGCUAGAGAUGAAGUGGACAAAGAGCUUGUGGUGGAGCUGGUACCUGAUGGAGAAUCUGCCCUAGAGGAGAACACCUAUGAAGUACACGUUAUUACUGGGAAUGUGUGGGGGGCUGGGACUGACGCUAAUGUCUUCUUGAACAUCUAUGGUGUGGGAAGAGGAGACACGGGUGAACGCCAGCUAAAAAGGUCCAGUUGCCUCGACAAGUUUGAAAAGGGCCAGGAGGAUGUGUUCACCAUCAAGGCCAUUGACCUAGGUGAGCUGAAGAAGCUGCGGAUCCGCCACGACAACUCUGGUGGUAGCCCAAGCUGGUUCCUGGAGAGAGUAGAGAUUGUUGAUCUCAAGGAGAGCAUCACGUAUUAUUUUCCAUGCCAACGGUGGUUAGCAGUUGAGGAAGAUGACGGUCAGAUUGUCAGGGAGCUGGUCCCAGUGGAUGAAGCGUUUGUAAAGAAAGAUUCUGAAAAAGAUGGCCAGUCUCUUGCAACGCUGGGCCUGGAACAAAAAGCUAAAUCAACGACGUACAUUGUGAAAGUGAAAACUGGGGACAAGAAGAAUGCUGGGACAGAUGCCAAUGUCUUCAUCAUUCUCUAUGGAAGUAAAGAUGAUACAGGGAUCGUCAGCCUAAAGGCCUCAAAGACUAACAAGAACAAAUUCGAGCGUGGGAAAGUAGAUGAGUUUACAGUAGAGUCUGUGGACAUUGGAGACCUGAAAAAGAUCAAGAUAGGCCAUGACAGCAAAGGUAGUUCAACUGGCUGGUUCCUGGAGUGGGUGGAAAUCGAUGCCCCAUCCCUGGGACGGUGCCUCAAGUUCCCUUGUGGCCGUUGGCUGGAUAAAUCAGAGGAUGAUGGAGCCAUUGAGAGAAUUAUCUUCCCUGCAGAACUGCAGACAACGGAAUAUAUCCCAUUUGUCCCUUAUGAGAUCACGGUGUACACCAGCGAUAUCUUUGGAGCAGGCACAGAUGCAGAUGUCUUCAUUGUUCUCUAUGGAAGCGACGGGAUCUGUACUCAGCAGAAAUCCCUGUGCCUCAACAAGAGAGAGCAAAGGAUGUAUUUUGAAAGGAACUCGGUGAACCAGUUCAUUGUGGAGCUGGAGGAUGUUGGUGACAUUAUUGAAAAGAUUCGCAUAGGACACAAGGGUGGAGGACUGAAUUCUGGGUGGCAUUUGGAUCGUGUGGCGAUUCGGAGGCUGUUACCAAAUGGCAAGGGUUCGGAAACUGUCACAUUUCCAUGUGAAAGAUGGCUUGCAAAGUCUGAAGAUGAUGGCGAGAUCAUCAGAGAGCUGGUACCAUCUGAUAUUUUUACUGAAAAACUCAUGAAGGACGGGACUCUAAAGCAGAUAGAAGAAGAAGUUGAAGAUCCAUUAGAAGUUCACACAUACAAGAUAAGUGUGUUCACUGGAGAUAUCUAUGGUGCCGGGACAGAUGCUAAUGUUUUCCUAAAUAUCUAUGGAGAUCUGGGGGACACAGGAGAGAGAAAACUCAGCAAAUCUGAGACAAACUUCAACAAGUUUGAAAGAGCACAGGAGGAUACAUUUACAAUGCAGGCUGUGGACCUUGGCAUUAUAUACAAGAUCAAGAUUCGCCAUGACAAUACGAUGUUCAGUCCUGACUGGUUCCUGGAAAAAGUAGAAAUCCUGGACGAGGACACGGAAGAAUCAUUCGUGUUCCUGUGUGAACGCUGGCUCUCUAAAAAGAAGGAGGACAAAAAGAUAGAGCGAACGUUUUAUGAACAGAGUUAUGACGGUGAACGGAACAGCCUGGACAACUCAUCGAUCAGCCUGUCGAGCCAGGAUAGCAGUGGAAGUUUGAAGGAUAUGAAGAAGUCCAGCUUGGUCAAGAUGGCAGAAGAAGGAUCAUUGAUCCCAUAUCACAUCACUGUCACGACGGGCACGGAGUUCGACUCCAGCACUGACAGCCGGGUGUACAUCAUCAUCAUGGGUUCUCAGAAAGUGCAGACGGAGAGGCUGUGGCUGGAUCUCCCAGAAGGAAAAGAUGAAUUUGCAGAUGGUUCUGUGGAGAAAUUCUCUGUUUGGGGACUAGAUGUUGGAGAGAUCAAAAAAGUGGAGGUGGGGCAUGAUGGUGCUACCCCUGAGAGCUGCUGGCUGAUGGAAGAGCUCACCAUCGUGGUACCCACCAAAGGCGUCAUGUAUAAUUUUGUCUGUAAGUGCUGGCUGGCCAGAGACAAAGGUGAUGGUCUCACCUCACGAAUCCUCAACAUCCUAGAUGCAGACUGUAUUAAUAUUGGCCUCAAGAUCCUGUACGAAGUUACGGUUGUGACUGGAGACAUUGAAAGCGGUGGCACUGAUGCCAAUAUUUACAUGACUGUUUUUGGAUCCAAUGGGAAGACUGAGGAGUUGCAGCUUGAAAAAAAUGGAGACAGAUUUGAGCGAGGCCAAGAGGACAGGUUCAUCAUGGAGAUUGCUGACAUCGCGCCCCUGAGGAAGAUGAGGAUCCGGACGGAUGGAAAAGGGACUCGCCCUCACUGGUUCAUGGAAAGGAUUGUCUUGAAGAAUCUGACUAAUCAAGAAGUGGCUACAUUUACAUAUGGUGAAUGGCUGUCAAAGCAGAAAAAUGCCACUGGAAGUCUUGUGUGUGAAAUGCCAGCCAUGAUAAAUGAUGAGCAGAUGAUGGAAGACACAACAUACACUAUUCAUGUUAAAACCAGUGAUGUUGGAGGAGCAGGUACCGAUGCCAACGUGUUCUUGAUUCUGUUUGGGGAGAACGGGGACAGCGGGACCCUCGCUUUGAAGGAGUCCAACAAGUCUAACAAGUUUGAGAGGAACCAGAUGGAUGAAUUCACCUUCCCUGACAUGCUGAGCCUAGGAGAGCUCUGCAAAGUGCGGAUCUGGCAUGACAACAAAGGAAUUGCACCAGGCUGGCAUCUGGAAUAUAUUGAUGUGAUGGACUCCACUACGGACAAGACUUUUCGUUUCCAGUGCGAUCGCUGGCUGGCUAAAGGCGAAGAUGAUGGGCAGCUCUUAAGAGAACUGGCUUGUGCCAAUAGUAACAUCAUGGAACUGAAGGAACGGACUGCCUAUGAGAUUGUCACAGUGACAAGUGACAGAGAAGAUGCGGAGACCAAGGAAAACAUCUGGAUCAUCUUAGAAGGAAAGCUGGGUCGCUCGAAAGAAUUUCUUAUGGAAAACUCCUCCAAGAAAAGGAGAUUUGAAAGGGGAGCAACAGACACAUUUCAGUUUUCCUCAAAGAACAUUGGUGAUGUUGCAGCCAUCUGUGUUGGUCACUGUCCAAAAGAUGGAAAGAAGUCGUCUGCAAAAGCUGACGUAUACUGGCAUGUCCAAGAGAUUAUCAUAACAGAGAUGGAGCUUUGCAACAAGUACUUCUUCAGGUGCAACACGAAAAUCCCUCUGCGUUACAAGAGACGGGACUACAAAGUCUUCGAGUGUGCCAAGGUCAUCGAGAGCUUCGCCAGCAAAGCCCGGAGCUUGGUGCCGGUCCGAUACGAGACCAUCGUGGUUACGGGCUUCGAGAAGGGAGCCGGUACCGAUGCCAACGUGUUCAUCACCAUCUUCGGGCUGAACGGGGACUCGGGAAAGCGCGCGCUGAAGCAGAAGUUCAGGAACCUCUUCGAGCGGGGCAAAACCAGCCGCUUCUACCUGGAAACGCUCGACAUGGGGGAGCUGAAGAAGGUCCGGAUUGAACACGACAACAGCGGGCUGGCGCCCGGCUGGCUGGUCGAGCGGGUGGAGAUCACCAACUCGGCUACCGGGGUGACCACCAUAUUCCCCUGUGGGAAGUGGCUGGAUGAGAACCGGGGGGACGGUUUAAUCUGGAGAGAGCUCUUUCCUAGAUACUGAGCAGGACGGACUCACGACAUAUAACCGUGGGAGGGCUUUAGACCCUUCUGCGUGUGCAUCUUUCUCGUUAUAUGAUUUUAUAUCACGUUUUACUUUUUAAAACGUUGCCUUUUGUAUUGAAGGGUUUUCAUAGAAGAUGUGGCUCCUGGGCCAACAUUUUGUAAAAGUAAU